Myotis davidii is the source of this 1770-nucleotide messenger RNA. RefSeq names its product epoxide hydrolase 1 (gene EPHX1). The record is from RefSeq and is a predicted model, not a curated record. Gene Ontology annotation, biological process: arachidonate metabolic process; epoxide metabolic process. NCBI's taxonomy places the organism in Eukaryota, Metazoa, Chordata, Mammalia, Chiroptera, Vespertilionidae. The transcript has 7 exons. The coding region runs from base 6 to 1520 and encodes 504 amino acids. Gene Ontology annotation, molecular function: epoxide hydrolase activity.
GCGCCAUGUGGCUGGAAAUUCUCCUCGCCUCUGCUCUGGGCCUCGUCAUCUACUGGUUCUUCUCCGGGGACAAGGAGGACACGCUGCCACUUGGAGAUGGGUGGUGGGGGCCCGGGGCCAGGCCCACAGCCCCGGAGGAUGAGAGCAUCCGCCCUUUCAAGGUGGAAACGUCGGACGAGGAGCUCAACGAUUUGUACCGAAGGAUCGAGAAGGUCCGCUUAACCCCGCCGCUGGAGAACAGCCGCUUCCACUACGGCUUCAACUCCAGCUACCUGAGGAAGGUCCUCUCCUACUGGCGGGACGGGUUCGACUGGAGGAAGCAGGUGGCCAUUCUCAACAAAUACCCUCACUUCAAGACGAAGAUCGAAGGGCUGGACAUCCACUUCAUCCACGUGAAGCCCCCGCAGCUGCCCGCCGGCCGCACCGCCAAGCCCCUGCUGAUGGUGCACGGCUGGCCCGGCUGCUUCUACGAGUUUUACAACAUCAUCCCGCUCCUGACGGACCCCAAGAGCCACGGCCUGAGCGACGAGCACGUGUUCGAGGUCAUCUGUCCUUCCAUUCCCGGCUACGGCUUCUCCGAGGCGUCCUCCAAGAAGGGUAGGGGCCGCUGGAGGCCGGGGUGGGGGGCCCCUACCCUCCUCCCCUGGAGCCAGGCUCUCCCACAGGCUCUCCUGGGAGGAGGAGGCAGGGAGCCAGCUGGGAAGCUUCCUCCUGAGCCUGGGGAGGCGGGCAGAGAGGGAGGAGGGCAUAGGAGGGCACUGCCAUUGGGCAGAAGGCCCAGGCCUCUUCUUGGGGUCCGAGAGAAGGGGCAGGUGCAGAAGGUGGCUGGCCCUACCCGCCGGCCGCCCCUCACCCGGCCCCUCUCCGCCCCCAGCCACGUGAAAGGCCUGCACCUGAACAUGGCCUUCGUGGUGAGAAACUUCCACACCCUGACCCUGUUCCUGGGGCCGCGCUUCCGGAAGCUGUUCGGCUACACGGAGAGGGAUAUGGAGCUCAUGUCCCCCCUGAAGGAGAAGAUGUUCUACAGCCUCAUCCGGGAGAGCGGGUACAUGCACAUCCAGUGCACCAAGCCGGACACCGUGGGCUGUGCCCUCAAUGACUCCCCCGUGGGACUGGCUGCCUACAUUCUGGAGAAGUUCUCCACCUGGACCAACUCUGACUUCCGAGACCUGGAGGACGGCGGCCUGGAGAGGAAGUUCUCCCUGGACAGCCUGCUGACCAUCAUCAUGAUCUACUGGACCACGGGCACCAUCGCCACCUCCCAGCGCUUCUACAAGGAGAACAUGGGCCACAGCUUCCUGAGUGACCGGCACCAGCAGAUGAAGGUCCACGUGCCCACCGGCUUCGCUGCCUUCCCUUGUGAGUUGAUGCACGUCCCUGAGAAGUGGGUGAGGGUCAAGUACCCGAAGCUUGUCUCCUACUCCUACAUGGCCCGCGGCGGCCACUUCGCCGCCUUCGAGGAGCCGGAGCUGCUGGCCCAGGACAUCUGCAAGUUCGUGGGGCGGGUGGAGCGGCAGUGACCUCGGGGCAGCCCAGCCCUGGGGGCGCUCCCUCGUGGACACCUGUCCGUUUCCUGCAAACACCCUCCCCCCAUCCUCCUCGCCCAGCGCUGCUCCCUUCCAGGAGGCGGCCCCCAACCCCACUUUUCUGAGGAAUGGGUUUGCUUCCGUCCCCUGCCCACCCAGACCCCCACACGCACCGCCUCCCCUCACACAUGCCCCUGCACGCAUGAAGCAGCACGGCUUUGAGAAUAAAUGAUUUUACUUCUAA